Oryza brachyantha (malo sina) is the source of this 1695-nucleotide messenger RNA. RefSeq names its product probable E3 ubiquitin-protein ligase XBOS31. The transcript has a single exon. Lineage: Eukaryota; Viridiplantae; Streptophyta; Magnoliopsida; Poales; Poaceae. Gene Ontology annotation, molecular function: protein binding. The coding region runs from base 71 to 1345 and encodes 424 amino acids. The record is from RefSeq and is a predicted model, not a curated record.
CUCGCCUCGCUUCGCUUCCCUUCACUUGGUGUCGGGCAGGGCAGGGCAGGGCAGGCCAGGCCACCGCCCCAUGGGGCACGGCCUCAGCUGCACCCGCGAAACCCACGACCACCACCUCUUCCGCGCCGCGCAGGCCGCCGACGUCGACACCCUGUCCGCCCUCCUCGCCGCCGAUCCCGCGCUCGCCAGCCGCGCCACCAUCUACGACCGCCUCACUGCCCUGCACAUCGCCGCCGCCAAUGGCCGCCUCCAGGUGGUCUCCGUGUUGCUCGAUCACGGCGUUAUGCCGGACGUCUUCAGCCGGAAGAAGCAGACGCCGCUGAUGCUGGCGGCCAUGCAUGGCAACACCGACUGCGUCCUCGCCCUCCUCCGCGCCGGUGCCACCGUCCUCACCUUCGACUCGCCGCGCGCCAGGACCUGCCUCCACCACGCCGCCUACCACGGCCACGCCGACUCCCUCCAGGCCAUCCUCGCCGCCGCGGAGGGGUCCGGGCCCGUCGCCGCCUCCUGGGGCUUCGCGCGCUUCGUCAACGUCAGGGACGAGCAGGGCGCCACGCCGCUGCAUCUCGCCGCGAGGCAGGGCCGGCCUUCCUGCGUCCGCCUCCUGCUCGACAAGGGCGCCAUCGUGUCCGCGCACACCGCCGUGUACGGGUUCCCCGGGAGCACGCCGCUGCACCUGGCCGCACGCGCCGGCAGCGUGGACUGCGUCCGGGAGCUGCUCGCCUGGGGGGCGGACCGACUACAGAGGGACUCGGGCGGGAGGAUCCCGUACGCGGUGGCGCUGAGGCGGGGCCACCGCGCGUGCGCGGCGCUGCUGAACCCGGCGGCGGCGGAGCCCAUGGUGUGGCCGUCCCCGCUGAAGUUCAUAGCGGAGCUGGAGGCGGACGCGAAGGCUCUGCUGGAGGCGGCGCUCAUGGAGGCGAACAGGGAGAGGGAGAAGAGGAUACUCGGGCAGAAGCAGCACAAGGGUCAGGGAGGAGGAGGCAUGAGCGCCGAGGAGGAGGAGUCGGAGUCCGAGGAGGAGGAGGCGUGCAACAUCUGCUUCGAGCAGGCGUGCAGCAUGGAGGUGAAGGAGUGCGGGCACCAGAUGUGCGCGGCGUGCACGCUGGCGCUCUGCUGCCACAGCAAGCCCAACCCCAAGACACUCCUCCUGCACCCGCCCUCCUGCCCCUUCUGCCGCACCACCAUCUCCCGCCUCGUCGUCGCCACCAAGAAGCCGCGACUGAGCCGCCGGCGCUCCAGGAGCAGCAGCUUCAAGGGCCUCUCGUCGGCCAUGGGCUCCCUCUGCUCCUUCAGAUUGGUCGACGGAGGUGACCUCGCCCACAUUAAGCCUUCUCUCCACUGAACCUCAAGCGCAAGCUAGGUUGAUUACCAUUUUGUACAUUACUAUUAUUACUGUACACUCCUUACCAUGGAAGUGUUAGUUAAUACCUCGGGUCAUCAUACACCAAUAGCUAGGUAAACAGGAAUUGGGAUAUUAUUGGGAUUUUUGGAUUGCAUUUCUGCUACUAUUAUAUUGCAUUGGAUUUGUAGCACUAUUUAUUUUGUUCCACUGCCAGUGCCACCUCCCUGGCUAGUUGUUUCUUCGCUUGUCAUGGUAAAUAAUACUAGAUGCUCCCUGUUUAUCAUUUGUACGACUAUCAUACUCUUAUAAAUAUCAGAGGGCCAAGAUGCAGCUGUGCAUGUUUUUACAUA